This is a messenger RNA of Filobasidium floriforme, 1053 nucleotides long. RefSeq lists its product as uncharacterized. Lineage: Eukaryota; Fungi; Basidiomycota; Tremellomycetes; Filobasidiales; Filobasidiaceae. The record is from RefSeq and is a predicted model, not a curated record. Bases 1 to 1053 code for a protein of 350 amino acids. The transcript has 5 exons.
AUGGGCGUCGGAAGCUAUACCAACGCGGCUCUCAGCCAGCCUGUCAUCGCCCUAGGUAUAUCGGGUCUCAGUCUAUUACUUCUUGUUAUCGUCCUACUCUCGGUACCGGGGCCCGUCGAGAGCCUCUACUGGUUCGAGAUGGACUCUCCAACUGGCGAAGGCGCGGUACUCAAGACGGGAGUCAAUGGGUGGUGCUGGGCUGGAACCAGCAACUGCACCUAUGCCGCUUUGAGCGAAAAUCCCUACCUAGACCAAAUAUUCGACGUCGGUUCCGCCAUUACGGUCAAAACCCUGGUCCCCUUGUCCUGUUACUGGACGAUCAUCGCCGUCGUCUUCUGGGCAGUCUUGACGGUGACCGCGCCUGCAGGCUACAGGGUCAUCGGCACAGAGCACCUGGCGCGACAUCUCUAUUUCAACAUAAUCGAGGUGGCCGUGCUGUGCAUGCAACUGUUCGGCUGCAUCCUCGCAUGGCUCGCGUUUGGCUCAACGCACAACUCGUUCUCCACCUUGAAACGCAGCAGUGUGGAGAUUCGGGCUGGCAAUGCGAUGUCGACCAUCGCGGUCGCCGCAACGAUCUCGAUGCUAGGCUUUGGCCUGGGCGCAUACGGUAUCCAUCGACGUAUCAAAGAGGCCGACCGGGUGUGGAAGGAGGAAAACUACCACGCCAACCUGGUGAACAUGCCUCAACCUGAGCUUCCCGGCAGAGGGAUCGAGAACCGCCCGGGGUCCGGAAUCAUUGGCCAAUUCCGCGCUUCACGCGUGUCGUCGUACGCCGAACAAGACCCGCAGCAGAUCAAGGCAAGGUUGUCCGACUACUCCGAAGCCCAGAGAGAAAAGGGUUCCAUGCAAUUCGGUACGCGGACCGCUCAAGGUCGAACCAUGUCGGAAAAUCCCGCAGUCGUAAUCGUCGAUGAGAGAGGCGAAGAAAGCCUGAUCAGCGAUCAAGGACAGCAUGACAAGCUCGACGAGGAAUAUGCUCACCAGGUCAGAAGGAUGAGCCUAUCUGAAGCUGGCCCCUACACCGCGGCAACCAAGCCUCCUGCAGCUGCUUAG